AUGGCAACUGCUGCUGUCCAGCUUCCCCAAUCAGCCCCCACUUACUCUCCGCAAACCCUCCAAACCAGCGUCACACCUUCAGUGACUAAAGCGCAAGAUGUUGCCACUACCUUAAGGUUCUACAAGGACAAUGAAGACGGAUCACCCCCACACCCAUCCUACAUCAACCGCCCUGAGACCUAUGAUCGUCCAUUCCUAGAGUAUCCGGUUACUGUCCACGACGUCACCGGUCGUGAGAAAGAUUAUACCCUUGAUGGAAAUGGCUUUCAAUUUCAUCCGCACGUGAGCGUGGAGAAAGAUUUCGUAGACGAUGAGCAAAUCAAAGCUCAAUACUAUCCUGAGACGGAGGAGUUACUCAAGAACGUGCAAGUUGCCUAUAGAACUGGUGCAUCCAGAAUCUUCAUCUUCGACCAUACCAUCCGUCGCCAAGCGCCUGGUGACGAAGAGUCUCGGGUACGCCAACUUCGCGGCCCGGUUCAACGCGUGCAUAUUGAUCAGUCCUAUUCGGCUGCUCUUUCACGGGUUCCGCAUCACCUGCCCGAGGAAGCUGAGAAGCUGCUGAAGGGAAGGGUGCAAAUAAUCAACGUCUGGAGACCGAUUAAACCGGUGCAGAGAGAUCCAUUGGCGGUAGCCCAGGCUGAUACUGUAGACGACAAGGAUUUGGUGGUGACUGAGUUGAUAUAUCCGAAUCGAAGAGGAGAAACCUAUCAGGUCAGGUGGUUCUACAAGAAUGGACUCACACCCGAAGAAGUAUUGCUUAUCAAGUGCUUCGACUCCAAGCUCGAUGGAAGGGCGAGACGAGUUCCUCACACUGCAUUCCAUGUUCCCGGAACAGAGGAUAGGGAAAGCAGACAGAGUAUCGAGGUAAGAGCGCUAGUAUUCCAUGAGGAUGACACUUUAGAGUAG
Lindgomyces ingoldianus is the source of this 906-nucleotide messenger RNA. RefSeq lists its product as uncharacterized. Gene Ontology annotation, molecular function: oxidoreductase activity. The record is from RefSeq and is a predicted model, not a curated record. The transcript has 3 exons. Bases 1 to 906 code for a protein of 301 amino acids. NCBI's taxonomy places the organism in Eukaryota, Fungi, Ascomycota, Dothideomycetes, Pleosporales, Lindgomycetaceae.